Messenger RNA from Anopheles gambiae (African malaria mosquito), 1553 nucleotides. RefSeq names its product argininosuccinate synthase (gene Ass). Gene Ontology annotation, cellular component: cytoplasm. Gene Ontology annotation, biological process: L-arginine biosynthetic process; urea cycle. The coding region runs from base 186 to 1460 and encodes 424 amino acids. Lineage: Eukaryota; Metazoa; Arthropoda; Insecta; Diptera; Culicidae. The transcript has 3 exons. The record is from RefSeq and is a predicted model, not a curated record. Gene Ontology annotation, molecular function: argininosuccinate synthase activity; ATP binding.
GCGACGAACAUAGCCGAGAACAACGAGCACACACCCAUUCAGCAGCACACGCAGUAGUAGGUAAGUUGCCACAGUUACCGCUCAGCUGCCGACUAGAUCAGUCCAACAGAGUGAACGAACAUCAACGGUUAAUCAACGGUCGAGCUUUAAUUCUCUACACGCUAUCUCAUCGGAAGUUCACGAAAAUGAGCAAAGAAAAGGUUUUGCUAGCUUAUUCGGGUGGCCUGGACACAAGCUGCAUCCUGAAAUGGCUGCUCGAGCAGGACUACGAGGUGAUCUGCUUUAUGGCCGACGUGGGCCAAACGGAGGACUUUGCGGCGGCACGCGAAAAGGCCCUCAAGAUCGGCGCCGCCGAUGUGGUGGUGAAGGACAUGAAGGAUUUCUUCGUGGAAAAGUUUGUCUGGCCGGCGGUACAGAUGGGUUUAAUCUACGAGGACCGGUACCUGCUCGGGACGUCACUGGCGCGGCCCUGCAUCUCCAAGGGCCUGAUGGAUGUGGCGGUGCAGCGUGGCUGCAGCUACAUCUCGCACGGCGCCACCGGCAAGGGCAACGAUCAGAUUCGCUUCGAGCUGAGCUGCUACGCGCUCAGCCCAACGAUCCGCGUCAUCGCCCCGUGGCGCAUGGAAACGUUCUGCCAGCGUUUCCAGGGCCGCUCGGAUCUGCUGGAGUACGCGAAGCGCUCGAAUAUCCCGGUGAGUGCCACCACGAAAGCACCCUGGUCGAUGGAUGCGAACAUUAUGCACAUCAGCUACGAGUCGGGCAUCCUGGAGGACCCGUCGGUGGCGGCACCGGAAGAGCUGUACCAGCUAACGCAAUCGCCAACCCGCGCCCCAGACACACCGACCGUGGCCGAGAUCGUGUUCAAGGCCGGGCUGCCGGUGCGCGUCACCGAGCUGGUCAGUGGGCGAACGAUGGAAAGACCGGUGGACAUACUGGCGUUUCUGAACAAGGCCGGCGGCGAGCACGGCGUGGGACGGAUCGAUAUCGUGGAGAACCGGUACAUUGGGUUGAAGUCGCGCGGCGUCUACGAGACGCCCGGCGUAACCGUGCUGCACUGUGCGCACCGGGAUCUGGAAAUUUACUGCCUCGAUCGGGAGGUGCUGCGGGUAAAAAAGUAUCUUGCCGAUCGGAUGGCGGACUACGUGUACAACGGCUACUGGUACGCGCCCGAGGCUGAGUACGUGCGCAAGUGCAUCCUCGAAUCGCAGAAGCACGUGUCCGGCAAGGUGGUGGUGGAAAUGUUCAAGGGACACGUUAUGGUCACAUCGCGAGAGUCUAUGCACUCCUUGUACAACCAAGAGCUGGCAUCGAUGGAGGUGCAUGGUAACUUUUCACCCUACUCGUCGACGGGAUUCAUUGAGAUCAAUGCCGUUCGACUGAGGGAACAUCAUCGAGUGUUUGGAACGGCCAAUAUGACCAAACACUUCUCACGCACGGAAUCAGAUAUGAAGCUCAUCUGAGUGUAAUGCACAUUCCACGAAACCAUUUUUUUCAACGAAUAAUGUGACGGAAAUGUACUUUAAAAUAAAGUGUAACACCUAUUACUGCAGCAA